This is a messenger RNA of Drosophila pseudoobscura, 10919 nucleotides long. RefSeq names its product titin. The record is from RefSeq and is a predicted model, not a curated record. NCBI's taxonomy places the organism in Eukaryota, Metazoa, Arthropoda, Insecta, Diptera, Drosophilidae. The transcript has 7 exons. Gene Ontology annotation, molecular function: protein binding. The coding region runs from base 460 to 10785 and encodes 3441 amino acids.
UGUAGUUAUGUCAUGAAGCGACUCACAACCAGCUAAAAUCCGCAAACGUAGCUUUUCUUUUAUUUUGUUUGUUAAUGAAAAACUGGAAAACCUAUUCCUGCAUAAUAUACAUUUAAACGAGUUGUCAGCCCCAAGGAACUCAAUUUCGAACUUAACGCCUACAUUGGCGCAAUUGCAUCCGAUUGGCAGGUCACACUCGCGCGUCCAUUGCAAAAAAAAAUUCCGACAGAUAUUAAAAAUAUCGUACUGCAGGGGGAAACAGCAUAGUUAUUGUGUGAAAAGUGUACCAAUUACUGUGAACAACUAUUAGGCCAGGUGUUUAUUCGCGACUCGCUUAAGUCUCGCUCGUCUCCUCCGCCGUGCGGCUUCUUUUCUGUUUUUUUUUUGCACCCAAGCCAAAGCCAAAGUUGCGCCACUCACACUCCUACUUUGCGGCCGGGCCGCAGCAUUUCCAUCAAAAUGUCUUUGGAUGGCGCUAAAUUGCGGUAUGUUGACGAAAGCGGCUUGCCCGUGGUUGUGGCGGCCAAAGGACGCACCUUCCAGGUGGGUUCGUAUCUGAGCUGUGACCUGGUCCUGGAUGGGCCCCAGGUUGAGGAGCUGCUUUGCGAAAUAAAAUGCGACGCCUUCGGCAGGGUAACCAUCAACAACAAAUCGAUUAAGGAGCUCGUCCAUCUGAACGAUAAGGUUCUGCACGGCAAGCGGCCGCUGCUACAUGGCGGACGCAUCACCAUACUCAAUCAGGUCUACACUUGGGAGUUCCCCAAGAUCUCCGAGACGGAGGAUGUGCCGCGCACUCCCGAACGCCUGUCGCCCGUUGAGCAGGCUUCCAACUCCUGCCCAUCCCUGAAGUUGCAGUCCCACCGUCCUCAGAUCGACAAGCGUUUGACCGUGCACAACUUUCGCUAUUGCAUCAAUUCGGAUGACGAGGGCAACACUUCGAUUGAGUCGCGGGAUGAAAGCGAUGCCCAUGUGGAGGCAGACGAGAGCCAACGCUGCAAGACUCCGCCAAAUGCAGACGACGAGCCAGCAGCCGAAGCUGGUCAGACUCCGAAAGUAGAUCUUCUGGAUGCCACGCAAAACAAGGAGAACACCGCCACCCCACCAGCCAGUCACAAAAAGCUGCUGAAGCUCUGCGCCCUCUCCGAUGUGGUCAUCACCUCGUUCUCGCCCCGCGAGACUGGUGUCAAGACGGAGAAGUCCUUCACAUGUGUCCGCAAACCCAACGUGACGACAAUCUCCACGCCCAAGAGCGUCUACAGCACUCCAAAGAGCGUGCUGUCGGAGCUGAAUGAGGACAGCUGCAGUCGGGAUCUGCUCGACUUCAGCACACCAUCCACAUCGAAGAAGACCCGGAGGAAGACCUCCAUGUAUCUCAUUGACCUGACAACACCACAAAAGCUGCGUCCCACGCUCAAGCAUACGCCCAUCAUUGUGUCCGACAGCGCCGACGAAUCGUCAGGUGCCUCGCCGCUCGUCAUAGACAUAACCCAAGCGGACACGCCGCCAUCUCCAGCUCCAGCUCCGUCGCACAAAGUGGCCAAGACACCGAAGAGACUGGCGGCUGCGGCGACCCCCAAGCGAACGCCACAGUCCCUGAUGAAACGGGCUCUGCUGACGAGUACCAAAAAGCAGAUUGCUGCCAAUCGAGCAGAGCCAACCACGCCUGUGGCCGCGCCGAAGCGACCAUCUCUGCUGCAGGCGCGUCGUCAGUGCCUCACCACACCGACUCGUCUGCCCUUCCAUUCACUGAAACGAACCGCUGCCCAACGAGCGGCCGAUCAGGAAAAGGCCAAGACACCCAGGACCUCGCCUCGCAAGGGACCAUCUCUGUUCUUUGCCAGUCCCCGGGAGAACAAACUGUCCCAGAUGAGGCAGUCCCUGGCUGGGGCCAGGCGCAGUCCCAAUGUGGAAAUGAGCAACAAGUUGGUGUCCAAGGCUCGACGCUCCCUCAGCAACUCUCCCAGGGAUGGUUCCCCCAAGCUAGAGUCGCCUAGGAUCGGGUCACCCAGGCAUGGAUCACCCAAGCCAGCCUCGUCCAUCGCCCCAUUGACACCACAAACGAGCGGAAGCGCGUUGAAGGAAUUAAAUAUAUCCAAAAGCAAAUGCUCCACCCCGGAGAAGCUGGACGACUCUGGGGAUGAUCUGAGCCGCACGUUCACCAUCAAGGAUGAUCAUGAUGAAAGCGGAGGAGAGCCAAGCAGAGCGGGAUCAACAGUCGAGACAGCGGUAGCCACUGAAGAGCCACCAGUAGAUGCAGUAGAUGAGAUUCCCAUUAUCGAGGAUAGCAUAUGUGAAGAGAUUCACGUAGAUUUGCCUGAGAAAAUCGUCGAGGGUGCGGUUUUGAUUGACGACAGCAUUUGCGAGGAGCUCCCCACAGAUCCGAAAGCCAAUGCAGAAGAAGCAUCACAAAAGGACCAACUGGAGAGUCUGAAGACGAUUGAAGAGGACAAAACUUCCAUUGUAAAAGCGUCAACAGUUGAGAAGCCGGCUAUGGAAGUGGAGAAAGAAGCUCCAGCUUUACGUACACCCCUGCCUCGAAGGAGUUCGCGGCGCCUCUCCGCUGACCAGAGGACUUUGGCCACCACUCCGCGACGCAGCACUCGCCGAGCCUCUGUCGAGGUCAAUAGCGACCAGAAUGUAAUCGGCCAACGCACGCGACGCGCCUCUUGCUCUGCGGCCGAUACACAGGCCCUGGCCACGCCCACGCGAAAGCGUCGACUGACAGAGGAGAUGGGCACGCCAACACGGCAGUCGAAGCGCCUGCUAAACACGCCCAAGCGAACCAAUUUAGUCGAUGAAUCCGUCGGCGAUAUGGGCGUCAUUGUGGAGGAAGCUGCUCCGGCAGAUGAAAAAGAAAAAGCGGCCGCUGAAGACGAGGAUUACGGCACGGAGCUGGCCACAGAUGAGCCCGACAAUGUGGACUAUCAUGGCCUGAGGGAUAUGCUAAAGACGCCCAAGAGCUGCAGCACGCCGUUGUACAAGGGCUUGCGGGAACUGAUGCAGACCCCGAAGAUGCCUGCCUCGCCCAUUCUGGGCAACAUUGAGGAGCUGCUGGAGCGCUCUGACAGCGUCUCGGACACGCCGCGAAGGAGCAGGCAGAGAGCACCAGCGGGAGAGCCAGAAGGCAGGAACCUCGACCGGAUUUUGAAGACACCCAGUGCCAAGAACAUCAUGGUCCCCAAUGAGCCAGCCAGUGCGAUGCUACAUUCGCGCAAGGAUUACACCAGCGACUCGGUGCUGAUAAGUUGCAAUUUGAGCGUUGGAAGGCACACCCUGCCCCUGGACAAUAUCUUCCACGAUGUACCCAGCACGUCCGCUGUCCAUGCGGACGACAGUGAAUUCGAAAUAAAUGUGACUUCCGUCAGCACAGCCACUGACGCCGAUCCCCUGGCUGCCUCCAAGCGAAACGAAUCGGUCUCGUCGGAGGACCUGAUGAACUUGAGUGCUGCCACGACUUACAGGAAGACUGCGACGACCAGCACCACCUACAAAGCUGCCAUCAGGGCGGACCUGAACCUCAGCACACUGACUGAGGAGGGAGGGGCGUCCAGGGACACCUCGCCAAGCGUCAACGACAUAAGCGGCAUCCAGCUGCUGGAUCAGACCUCGGAUUCGAUGUUCUGCGACCCUCUGGUAGUGUCAGUCUCUGGUGUUGAAUCGGGCGACGUGACCGUGGAGGAGACCAAGGCUCAGACCGUCCGUCCGCCAUCUGAACCGAUCCCGAGUGACGAUCGUUCCGACACUGACUCAAUCGUGGGUCUGAGCGAACCCCUGGUGUUCAGCGAUGAUGAGGAGACAAUCGCAGAAAAAGACAUUCCCCACAAGAAGGUGGAAGAAUCUGCUGUGACAUCGCCCAACAAACACGCUGCCACAGACCCAACUAAUACAAAUGGCAAAGAUAUACCUAUAUCCGUCGAGGGAUCCAUAGAAGCCGUCGAUUCUUUAGUCGAUGAGAUUUCGUUGAUCGAAGUACAAGACAUCACGACUGAAAGCAGCAUCAAUGCCACCAAAGGCAACACCAUGCCCAACGACUCUUCAAUGAUAAUUGAACUGGACUCAAGCGAAGACACCAAAGCACCGCAGGCUAAAGAAACGGAUGUCUCCUCUGUCGUGGAGGCUACGAUUACCGAGUCCGAGACUUAUCCUCUGGACUCUACAAUCGAAUAUUCGGCCAUUGAGCUGAACGUCUCAAGCCCAGUCGCAAAUAAGGAAAUCACAGCUGCCAAACCGGGAAUACUCGUAUCAGAAGUGGAAGCAUCGUCCUUCAAGGAGUUGCCAGAGGAAAGUGCAGCCGAAAAGUCGGAGGUUGAAGUUGAAUCGGCACCCAAAGAGCUGCCAGAAGAAAGCAUCACAGAGAAGGGCACUGAAAGGAAGCCUGUGGAAGAGAGGUCACCAAUCAAGGAGGCCCCAGAGAGUGCAGUCCGAGACAUAGAUGAGGAGGAGAAGGACAGUUGUGAAGAAUAUCCAGCUCCAAAGGAAAAGGAAGAUACUCCAUCAGUUGAGAAUAGUUUGGAUAUCAUUCAGCAAAUGCCAGAAGCAAAGGAAACGCCAACCGAUGUAUCUUUGGUCAAAGAAGGAUCUGAGGUAGAGGAUAUCCUGGGACUGUCGGCUGUUGUAAACGCUGUUCAAGAUACAAUUGACUUCGAAGAUCCACAGACACUAUCCCAUGAGACGGCUACAAGCACAGACGAACCCGAACACAAAGAAUUGGAAGCUUCUAGUGCGCCCAAGCCUGCUGGGGAACAACGAAGUGAAGCGUCUCCUGCUACAGAGUCAGCAAGUGAACCAACAAAAGAAGCCCAUAGUCCGGAAGUGGACUCAAAUGUAGUGGACGUGACACAAGACAUCAGCAGAGCUGAGAGUCCAAAGGAAGCUGAGACACCACCUGAAGAUGGGGCAAUUCAAUUGGAUGCAUUCAGCAUUUUAGAAACUGUUGACCAAGAGUCCACGUCCAUCAUCGAUCCACCGCAAGAAGCUGAUGUGGUGCCAGAAAAAUCUUUGAUUGAAAAGUUACCAGAAGAGUCGUUGAUUGAAGAAGUGCCAGAGGAAUCUUUGAUUAAAGAGGUGCCAGAGGAAUCGUUGAUUGAAGAGGAGCCAGAGGAAUCGUUGAUUAAAGAUGUGCCAGAGGAAUCUUUGAUUGAAGAGGAGCCAGAGGAAUCUUUGAUUAAAGAGGUGCCAGAAGAAUCUUUAAUCGAAAAGGUGCCAGAGGAAUCUUUGAUUGAAGAUGUGCCAGAGGAAUCUUUGAUUGAAAAGUUACCAGAAGAGUCUUUGAUUGAAGAGGUGCCACAAGAGUCUUUGAUUGAAGAGGUGCCAGAGGAAUCGUUGAUUAAAGAUGUGCCAGAGGAAUCUUUGAUUGAAGAGGAGCCAGAGGAAUCGUUGAUAAAAGAGGUGCUAGAGGAAUCUUUAGUCGAAGAGGUGCAAGAAGAAUCGUUGAUUGAAGAGGCGCCAGAGGAAUCUUUAGUUGACGACUUGCCAGAGGAAUCUUUUAUCGAAGAGGUGCCAGAGGACUCUUUAAUUGAAGAGAUUCAAGACGAUUCCAUUGCAUUGGAAACCACGCUAGAUGAAAUUCGAUCUGAGGAUCAGCAGACCAAUGGUCCCAAAGUGGAAGAGCUGCCCAGCCGAAACCAGAAAGAGGACGUGUCCCCACUGGACGUGCCUAGCGAUGCGGAGGCAAACGAGAAACCUGCAGCUGGAGGGCAGGAUGGCAGCACGAAAUCCGCAAUCGACACAGCAAAGGAAACAAAUAAUCUGGAUGAAUCAACUGCCGGGGAUCUAGCUGAAGAUGAGGUGAUUCAAUUGGAUGCCUCAAACCGACUUGAAGAUGUUUCUACCGUCGAGGAAAUGCCAGAACUUGAAGGAUCUCCAGCCGAAGAACCUGCAGAUGGAAAGGAUAAAGAGGAUGCCAUUCAACAAGAUUCAAAGCCAGAAGACACAACCCAAAACAAGAGUCCAAGUGAAGGUCAACGGAGCAAUGGCCAGGAUGCGGAAACAUCGGCCUCGGAAGCUGCCGAGAAAACGUCUCCCAGCGACAAAUCUGUUAUCGGGAAGCCUGAAGAGGCUUUCCUUCUGGAGGAGUCAACAGACAUGGAGUUAACGAAGGAUGAAUUCAUCCCGGAGGUCGCAAAGGAAGCCGAGAAAUCCCCAACGAAGGAACCUGCUAGAGAGAACGGAAAUGACGAAGAGGUCAUUCAAUUAGAUGACUCCAACUAUUUUGAAGAUGUGGUGCCCACCUUAGAUGGUCGCAAAUCUCCAAGCGAUGAACUCCUUAAAGCAGUUGAUGAAGAACUCGCCCGCGAAGCGGAGACAUUGCCCUCGGAACAGACUUCAGUCCAGAGGAAAUCAACUAACGACGACAAAGUCAUUCCAGGGGAUGCCUCGAGCAAUGCAGAAACGCAUGAAGGCGACAUCGAUCAGUCACUUUCUGGCCACACGACGGAGGAUGAGAUCACUGCUGACGUCUCAGCUGUAGACCCUAAAGCAACACCAACAGCCACAGCCAUGGAGUUACCCAAAGAAAGCGAAAUGAAGUCCACAUCUGAGGCGAAAGUCAUCCCCGAGACCUGCACAACCAACGAAGCGGCUGCUUCUCUAGAGGAUUCAACUUCUGAGACAGUUUCGGAAGCAACUCCAGAUGAACACAAAGUCGAAGCUAUUAUCUCAACACCAGAGCGGAAUAUUCAACAAGAAACUGAAACAAAAACCGGACCUGAAGCUGAGCAAAGAGGUCCAUCCCCUUCAGUUGAGGCGCCUGUAGAUGCAGCGAAAGAACUGCCUCAAUCAACCCCAGGAAAAGAAGAGGAAACAUCAGAGAUUGUUUUGCGAUCUACUAAGGAACCUGCUCUUAGUGACCCAUGUUCUAUCGCCGAGGGAUCUGUCACCCCACCACCUGCAGUUGAGCCUGUUAAGAAUCCAUUGCCUGAAAAGGAAGAGGAAUCCGCACAGACUGAAAGCUCUGAAGUUCCUGUUCCCAGUGCUCCAACUUCUAUCGUUGAGGAAGGCACCCCUUCUCUUGCAGUCGAGAAGGCAUUAGGGGAAUCAAAGGAACUGACUCAAUCAUCAGCACAGAAAGAAACAUCAGAGAUUAUUUUUGAAUCUACUAAGGAACCUGCUCUUAACGCCCAAAGUUCCAUCGCUGAGGAAAGCAACCCAUCACCUGUAGUCGAGGUUCCUGGGCCAGAAAAAGCAGAGGAAUCCGCACAAAUUCGCUCCGAACAUUCUAGGGGAUCUGUUCCCAAUGCUCCGACUUCUAGCGUUCAGGAAGAGCCCGCUCCACUUGCAGUUCAGGAGCCAUUGGGAGAACUCUCUCAAUCAUCACCAGACAAAGGACGGGUAUCAGUAGAGAUUCCAUCAGACUCUACUAAGGAACCUGCUGCCAAUGCUCCGAUCUGCAUCGAUGAUGAAAGCACACCUUUAUCCACCGAGGAAAUACAAUCAGUUUCCUCAACAUCAGAGUCUGAAGAAGUGAUCGAUGAGACCCCCACAAAUCAGUCGAUAAUCGGCUUGAUUGCUGCAAACAAACCAUCUGCAAGUACAGCUCAAAGUGCGAACGACGAGAUCCAAAUAAUAUCAGACGAUAGUCAAUCAGUGUCGUCCCCGAAAGAAGAAACUUCAAGCCAAGAUGACGACGAAGAUGACGAUGAGGAUUGCGAUGAGGCCAUGGACAUGCUGGAAGAACAAGUCGAUCCUGUGGAUCUGCACGUGAAUAGAAGGGAAACCACCACCAAAGUGUUCCCCUCUAAGGUCCAAAUGGAUGAUGAUGUGAUUGAGUUGAGCGACUCAAAUUCGAGCCACGAUCCGCAGGAGAAAGUACCAACAGAAACUACAGCACCCACAGUGGAAGCCGCAACAGAAGCCCCUGAAGCAGAUAAACCUUCGUCUUCGGGUGCGCCCGCUGGGGUUGUGGAGCCCAAAGCCAUGUCUGUUAAAUCAUAUACUACUGGUUCUGCAAAGGAAGAUGAAGUUGCAGCCGCAUCCCCUGAAGAUACACCAAGGGAGGCCGCACUCGAGCUUACUCCAGCCCCAAAUGAAACGACAGGAGCCUCCGUAUCCGAGACACAAACAUUUGGAUCCGCUCUGGAUGAAGAACAGGAUAUCGCAGCUGAGUCUGAACGAGACAGAAGGAAUACGCUAGCGACGGAAAAGCCGCUCGAAAGUAAUUCUGAAAACGGGAAUCAAGCGCUUGAAGAAAACACCUUGAAAAAUGUUGAAGAAGAGAAGGAUGCAGAAAACAGGGAAAAGCAAGAGCCAGAGGUGGCUGCAGAAGAAGCAGUCAAGCAGGAGGCGAGGAAGGUAACAAGACUGGCACGCAAUGACGGGCAGCCGCCCGCUAAGGAGAUUCAGCCAGCCGCCAAAAGAGCCAGAAAGGGCUCGUCCGUGGAGAGAACUGCAGAGGCUAGCGAAUUGGAGAGGCCAAGGCGGCGGGGCCGCAAACCGUCCGCCGAGGUACAGCCAAUCCUCGAGGAAAAGGAUGUCAUCACGAACACGAGACGGGGACGAAAGCCGUCCAAGCAAUCAUCAGAGGAGGCAAAGGACAACGAAGCACAGCCGAAGACGGAGGAGAUUCUGAAUCCCAUCACAGAGGACAACAUGCCAUCCGAACAUGUUAAACAAAUGGAUCCACCAAAGCGAAACCAGGAGGAAUCCAAGGAGCUGCUCCCUUCGACAACAAGGCGUGGACGCGGACGUCCUCCAUCAGCGGAGAAGGAUCAAGCACGGAAGGCCAAAGCCCGGGAGCUCCUGGCAGCCAUUAAAGUAGAUCAAACAGUGGACUCCGCGCCUAAGAAGCUCCCAAAACGAGUUCGCAAAACACCCGAAGUGGUCCAGGAGGUGCAUAUGGAGGUUAUGCCUGAGACAUCAAAGCGAAACAGACGAGCUCCAACAGCAGAGAAGGAGGCCACAAAGGAUGAUCCACACAUCCCCAAAACCCAUGAGCAUCUGGCAGCCAUCAAAGAAGAUCCACCAGCUGGGGAUGAACCAAAGAAGACCCUGAAACGAGCCCGCAAGUCCUCAGAGCUUGUAAAAACCGAGGAGGCCAGUCAGCAGCCAGCUAAAGAGGGCCAGCCAGAUGCCCAGGCAGAUAGACCCAAGCGACGUGGACGCAAACCCUCCAUGGAUGUGGAGGUGGCAGCUCCGGAGGUGCCCGAGCAUCCCAGGCGCCGAGGACAGAAAGCAGAUCCAACACCAGAGAAAGAAUCAGCCUCAAUGAAGCCCGUGGACCAUCAUCUGGAGGAGAUCGCUGAGGAAAUCGAGCGAGAGCCAGAGCCAAAGAAGCUGCUGCUGGACGAGGAGGAGCCCAAGACACGGCGACGCGGACGCAAAGCCACAGCCGAGACGACGGAUGUCCCAAUGGAGCAUGUCGAGGCUGCCAGCUCUCGGCGGCGCGCACGCAAAGCGACCGUGGAGGAGGGCACGGCCGACCAGGUGGAGCCCAAAUCAAAGCGUCACAGCGGAGAGGGCCUACCACCGGAGACUCCUCUUCCCGAGAUCCAGGAAGCAUCAACGGUAAAGACAACGCGACGCGGUCGCAAACCAAGCGUGGAUGUGGAUACAGCAGAGAAGAAGCAGCCAUCGCGAGCUCUCCGGAAGCCAUCGACGAGUGUCGACGAGGGCACACCCCAAGCCAAAAAGACAACGGCACGAAGAGGACGCAAAGCUUCCGCCCAAGCUGAAGGUAUCGAUGCACAGAAAAAUGUGCAGGAUGUGACCACAGAGUUGGCUGCCACCGUUACUGCCACCGCUUUGGCCUCCGCAGAGAAGCCCAACGAUGGCGUAUACCCCUCGCCCUCCCACACCGAGGAUGAACUGACGCCGCGUCGACGCGAGGGACGCAAUCUUCCACGGAAGAACUACACAGAAGUUCCCGACGAUGACAAGCCCAGCUCUGGAUCACGACGUAACCGAAAGCCGGUGACCAGCGGCAAGGCAGCAGCUGCCAAGACGCUCGAGAUGGAGGUGCAUCCCACCACGCCAACACCCUCUCAGAAGGGGCCACCGAUCGAAGAGGCAGUCAGAGCUACCCCAGCCACUCCAGAGAUGGCCACGGUGACCUUGCCGGACCCCACAACUUCGCAGAGACGUGAGGGACGAAAUCUGCCACGCAAGAACUACACAGAAGCCCCCGACGAUGACAAGCCGACCCCGUCCCGCAGCCGGCGCCAGAGGAAUCCGACGGUCAAGGCCCUGGAGCUGAUUGUGGACACCACGCCCAGACCAGCCACGCCCAGGCGACGCAGAGGAAAGGCCGGCACUGAGGAGCCGCACGAGGAAGCGCCUGCAGCGAAGAAGGUGGCCGAGGAAACAGAGGUAGCCACGGUCGCCGCAGUCAAAGGACGUGGCACCCGUCGCAAGGCCGAGGAUGAGGCUGAAGCAGAUUCUGCAGCGCCCACCAAGCAUGCGGCACGAGCAGGCAACUCACGCAAAGCCAAGGUCGAGACUGAGCCAGAUUCAGAGGACCAGCCGGCCACCAAGAAAGCACGUGGCGGAGCCCGUGCUAAGACACCAGCGGUGAUCAUUUCUGACGAGGAGCCUGCAGAGCAGCCGGUGGUGGCUGUGUCCGCCAAAAAACCAGCCGACCGUGGACGCGGACGAGCUGCCAAGGCAGCCCCGAUUGUCGAGCCAGAGGCAAUGCAGCCCGUUCCGUCGGCGGAAGCCGCUGCCCCCUCAGCCUCGACGGCACGCAGUGGCCGUGCCAAGAAGGUGCACUUCGAGGCCACUCUCCCAGCGGCAGAUUCCGCCACCAGCAACGACGAGGCGCCCAAGAGAGCGACACGCUCCCGCCGCAAAUAAGGAACUUCAUUUGCAUCUUGCAUUUGCCCCAUUGUUUAUACAUAUAUAAAUAUUCUCUAUCGUACAAUUGUUUUUAAGCUUUCACACACUUUACGAACUUCUGUAUAAAAUAAAAUUACAUCUAUGCACGGCUA